Molecule: messenger RNA, 933 nt
Organism: Gamsiella multidivaricata
Lineage: Eukaryota; Fungi; Mortierellomycota; Mortierellomycetes; Mortierellales; Mortierellaceae
Product: kinase-like domain-containing protein
Exons: 6
Coding region: 1-933 (310 amino acids)
Biological process (GO): actin cortical patch assembly; peptidyl-threonine phosphorylation; actin filament organization
Cellular component (GO): cytoplasm
Molecular function (GO): ATP binding; protein serine/threonine kinase activity
Source: RefSeq, a predicted model, not a curated record
AUGGCCCCACAAGGGACCAUCCUCCCAGGGACGACUAUCCAAUUGGGCAGAUACACCGUCGUUAUCGACCGAUACAUCGCCGAGGGCGGGUUUGCGCACGUCUACCUUGCCACUCUUGCCAACGGAAGCGGCUUCCCUGUCGUUGUCAAACGCAUUGCCGUUGCAGAUAAAGAAAGGCUAGCCAUUGUUAACAAGGAGAUCGAGACCAUGAAACGACUCGGGAAACACAAGAACAUUGUAGAGUACAUGGAUUCUUGCAUGGGAAAGCUCGAGGGCGGCGGAUACGAGGUCCUCAUUCUCAUGGAGUACUGUGGAGGCGGUCCAGUGAUCGAUCUGAUGAACAGGAGGCUACAACAUCGCUUGACCGAGCCCGAGAUUCUCAAAAUCUUUUCCAAUGUUUGCGAAGCUGUGGCGUACCUACACUAUUCUGAUCCGCCGAUUCUUCAUCGUGACAUCAAAGUCGAAAAUAUUUUGCUCUCCAACAACGACUACAAGCUGUGUGAUUUUGGAUCGGCCACGACCAACAUCCUCAGAGGUGACAACAUACCCAGGAAUGUCAAGGAUAUCCAGUUGCUUGAGGAAGAGAUCAACAACCAUACCACGCUGCAGUACCGUGCACCAGAAAUGCUGGAUCUGUACAUGCGAAAAGGCAUUGACGAAAAGAUCGAUAUAUGGGCAUUGGGAGUGCUCUUGUACAAGCUAUGCUACUACACCACACCCUUCGAGGAACAAGGACAGCUGGCAAUUCUGAAUGUGCGGUACACCAUUCCUGAGCACCCGAUGUUUUCUCCCGGUCUUAUCAGCCUCUUUCAGUCGAUGCUGAAGGAAGACCCCAAACAGCGACCAAAUAUCUAUCAGGUUAUGAAGGUUACCUCGGCUCUGCGUGGACUAUCUUGCCCCAUCCAGAAUGUAAGGCUGGAUGAUAGUAAUUAA